AGCGCGGAGCCGGGGCCGCUGCGGCUGUGAGGGGAGCGCGCCUGUCCCGCCUUCCCGGCGGAUCCCGGGGCGAGGCUGGCGGCUGCUGCACCUUGGCCUGAGCUCCCGACCCUUGGCCUGAGCUCCUGACCUUCGGCCUGAGCCCCUGGCAGCCGCUCUGUGCCACCCGAACCCGGCUGGGAGAUGUGCGUGGGCAUCUCCGCGCAGGAGGGAAGCAAAUGGAUCCCCUGCCCAAUCCCGCCCCCCUGGCCUCGAAGCUGCGGAACACGCUGGUUCGGUACCACAGCAUCGGAGACGGCGAGUGGCGGGUGGCAAAGAAAACCAAAGAUGCAACUGUGUGGCGUAAACCAUCAGAGGAAUUCAGUGGAUACCUCUACAAAGCUCAAGGAGUGGUGGAAGAUGUUACUAACAGAAUUGUGGAUCAUAUUCGCCCUGGACCUUACAGGCUAGACUGGGACAGCCUAAUGACUUCAAUGGACAUCAUGGAAACAUUUGAAGCGAACUGCUGUGUGAUGCGCUAUACAACUGCUGGCCAGCUCUGGAACAUCAUAGCACCAAGGGAGUUUGUUGAUUUCUCUUACACUACAAGCUAUGAAGAUGGGCUUCUAACAUGUGGUAUAAGCCUGGACUAUGGAGAGGCGAGACCAAACUUUGUCCGUGGAUUCAAUCACCCUUGUGGUUGGUUCUGCAUCCCUCUCAAGGACGCUCCUGGCCAAAGUCUUUUGACAGGUUACAUCCAGACUGAACUGCGAGGGAUGCUACCACAGUCUGCAGUAGACACUGCCAUGUCUAGUACCCUGGCCAAUUUCUACUCUGACCUCAAAAAGGCACUCAAAGCGUAGACAAACAGUGACUUAAAAGCCAGUGCAUUCCUUGCAAUCAGAUUAUGUUGUUUAGCUUAGCAUAGGUUACCUACUAAAUUGAGGUAACACUCUUCCUGAAUGACACCCGAACCUUUGUGUUGAGGAUCCAAACAACUUUAGCAAGUACUUUUUGAUGUGAUAAUUGGCAUACGUUCCCAGUGCACAGUGCGAGAUGCUUUUUGCUUUUCAGCAAUCUGCAGCUUUGUGAGGAAUAGCCUGACUCUCUAAACUGCCAGCUUCCUCAGUAGAAAGCAAAAGAUGUGUGUGUGGGCUUGAAAAAUGCAGCGUGAACUCCGCUCUCUCCAGCAGUUUUGGGAGCCAGGUGCUCAGGAUUUUGAUGGUGCAGGUUGCUGUACAGGCAGCAUCUCAUUGAAGAUGUAAUUUUGUAAUAUAUAUAUAUAUAUAUAUAUUUAUAUUUACCUAAUUUUUUAUUUAUUUUUUAAAGUUUGUUCAGCUGCAUCUGUAAUUUGUUUUUAAAAUUUGCUUUGAUUUAUCAUAUGGAUAUUAUAUAGCCAGUUGUUAAAUGAUACUAUUCAUAAGAAAGGUAUUCGUACUUGAGAGCAAAAAUAAGUGUUCAUUAUUGGCAUUU
Molecule: messenger RNA, 1452 nt
Organism: Pyrgilauda ruficollis (rufous-necked snowfinch)
Lineage: Eukaryota; Metazoa; Chordata; Aves; Passeriformes; Passeridae
Gene: STARD4
Product: StAR related lipid transfer domain containing 4
Exons: 6
Coding region: 219-842 (207 amino acids)
Biological process (GO): intracellular cholesterol transport; cholesterol import; cholesterol transport involved in cholesterol storage
Cellular component (GO): endoplasmic reticulum; cytosol
Molecular function (GO): cholesterol transfer activity; cholesterol binding
Source: RefSeq, a predicted model, not a curated record